Messenger RNA from Lathyrus oleraceus (garden pea), 1356 nucleotides. RefSeq lists its product as uncharacterized. The record is from RefSeq and is a predicted model, not a curated record. The coding region runs from base 1 to 1356 and encodes 451 amino acids. Lineage: Eukaryota; Viridiplantae; Streptophyta; Magnoliopsida; Fabales; Fabaceae. The transcript is spliced from 4 exons.
AUGUCGUUGUCGAACACUUCAAUAGCGGUGUUGAGGCAACAAAUGGAUGAUAGUAACCAUGAGUUGGUUAACAUGUUAACCAAUCAAAUGGCUACAGUUUUCAAUCCAGUGAUACAGGAAUCUGCUGACAGGAAUAGACAGGUGGCGAAUCAAUUGACGCGCUUGUGUAAUUUUCUAGGGGCACCGGCUCGACAGAUGGCACAAGUGGCUAGGCAAACUGUUCCUGUCCAGAUGGAGAUAGGGGCAGCAGAAGAUGAGACAGUCCACGAGGUACAAAUCCUUAGACCCAACAAAAUCAAGGCGUUGAAUCAGGAGUCGCAGGACGUAACCAGAUGGAUUAUGGCUAGAAAUGGUAUGGGUGCCACAUUGCAAAGGCCACUGUACGCCUCCCCGUUGGCUGAAUUUAUUCUCCAAGCCGAGGCACCUAGGGGAACGAAAGUGCCCAAGUACACUAAGUUUGGGGGAGAAUCUGGUGAAUCGACAAUAGAGCAUGUUGCCAAAUAUCUAAUAGAGUCAGGAGGUUUAGCUCAUAAUGAGUGUUUGAGAAUGGCUGCAAGGGGGUUAGAUUAUUCCAUUAGGAAGAAGAUAGACCCAACUUUUGUGAAGAGUAUGUCACAAUUGGCUGAUAGAGUCCGACAUCUCGAACGACUAAGGUUAGAAAAAGUUAGGCACAAUAAGGCUAAGAAAGAAAAAGUAGCAUUUGUCGACUACGACACGACAUAUCCAAUAUAUGAGGCUGAUUAUGCCUCAUCGACCGAAUUAGAAGUUGACGUGGCUGAGUUAAAGCCAGGAUCUGCCUAUGAGUGUCGAUCAUUACUUCUUGCGCAAGGAAAGAAUCCUGUCGAAAACAAUCCAAAAUUCCCUUCGAAAACUUAUACUUUUGAUGUGACAAAGUCGAUUCAAGAAGGCAGGCUGAAAUUUGCUGGCCGCAGAAUGAAGAUCGACGCUGACCCUCUCCACCAGGAGGAAGCUCUAUUCGUGGAGUCAGUCGAGUUUAACAUGGUCGAGAUCACCGAAUACGAUGAGGCCGACAUACUGGAGCAAACUGGUGAAAGCCCGGAUAUCGACAUAGCUGAAGUUUACCCAAGGGCUGAUGAAGACUUGGUAGAUUUCCUGUAUCGCUGCAAGAAUAAGGGUUCACAAGUUUGCCUAUGCCCUAGAUGUGGUGAUGCCACCGACAAAAUAGCAGCGGAAAAUUUCCAGAAGCUACAGUUGGGCAAAAGCAAAAGAAACGGGCCAAACAGAGAGCGCCAGAAUGAAAGAGGCUCGAAAGAGGCAGUGGAAAAUGCUCAGGCGAGGCCUAGGAGCUUCGUACCAUUGGCAAGUGUCCCUAGAGGCACUUGGGUCAAGCCUUAG